Molecule: messenger RNA, 1536 nt
Organism: Helianthus annuus (common sunflower)
Lineage: Eukaryota; Viridiplantae; Streptophyta; Magnoliopsida; Asterales; Asteraceae
Product: cell surface glycoprotein 1-like
Exons: 1
Coding region: 1-1536 (511 amino acids)
Source: RefSeq, a predicted model, not a curated record
AUGUCCUCAUCUAAGAGUGGACUGUCAGAUACAGUUGACCCCAUGGCCAUAGUUUUAGACGAUGAGAUUGUCCCAGACCCUGAGAUUUUUACCUCUGAUACUGAGAGUGACGAUGACGAUGAUUUCCAGCCUUUUGCUUUACCUGAAUUUGGCGACAUUGUACCGCAUGCUGAUGGUUUACCCGAUGAGGAUAUCUUUCUUGUUCCUAUUCCUGACCAGGACCAUCUCAUCCUCGGACAUCCCGACGAUGAGCAUGUCAUGGUUCCGAUCCUCGCCCCUUUUCCUCUUGCAGCUUUUCCUUUUGAGGAUUUUCCUUUUGAUGCCAUGUCUGAUGAUGAUGUCGAUCUUUUUAUUGAGGGUCUCCCUGACGAUGCCCAGGAUGAUGGAGUUCCAGUCGAUGAUGUCAUUGCUGUUCCACUUGUUGAGAUUCCUAUCAUUGAGAUUUCAUCUGAUCAUUCUGGUCCUGAUUCUUUUGAGUCUGUAUCAUCCACUACUUUGCAUGCACUGGGACUGCAGCGUUACCCCACUGAUUCCGAUUCUGACAUGGCUAUGUCUGCCGCACCGAUUCCUCCACAGGACUUCGAGUUUGAUGAUGAAUUUGAUCUUGACAUUGAUCCUGAGCAUGAGAUUGGCUUUGUUCCCGACGAUCAGCCUUUUGAUGCACCCGUUGAUCUCGAGCCGAUACCUGCUGAUCCUGAGCUGGCACCAGCCGACCCUGAGUCUAUGUUUACACCCGAGCCUAUACCUGCUCAUGAUCCUCUGCCUGAAAAUGACCCUGUACCUGUUGGCAUACCUGUUGUUGCACCACUUGUACCCGAUCCGAUCCCUGCAGCCGCUGACCAUGCUCCUUUUGCUGAUCAGAUAGAUCCCCAUUACGCAUUCACCCGUAAUGGGUGGAUAGAGGACGAUGACGAUAUGCCUCCAUUUGUUGAGCCUGUUACUCCCCCACAUGCACCUACACAUGCACCUGUUGACGUUGCCCCGUUUCACCCACAUGUGUCUGAUAUACACCGCACUGACUUGCCGAUCAUAUUCUUACAGGAUAUCCCUCCACCCCGUCCAGGGGAAGGUCCGUCCAGCCAGCAGCCUGGCCAUGUUCCACCUGUGUCAGCAGCUUUUCCCUUCAUGCCUCAGUUUUCACCUGCUGCUCAUUUUUCUUCUGCACCAUCAGGCGAGCCACUCAUAUGGUUUCCGCCCAACACUAUGCCAGUUUCUGAUCCAUACCAUCCCUCCUAUUUUAUUGGCUACACGAGGGAUGAGCUACUCCUGUCCUUGCAGCUUCAGCAGGAGAUUUUGUGUCGUAGAGUCAUGGAGUUAGAGAGGAUUCCACGUCCUCCACCUUGUACAUGUCAGUCACCUUUCGCGACUCCACCUGCUCCUCUUCUGCCAUACCCAGAUUUUGACGUCCGAUUUCUGACCAUGGAGCAGCAGAUUAGUUAUCUGUUGCGUCGUGUUCAUGCUCUUGAGAAGGAGUUAGUGCAUGUGCGAAGUUUGCUUUUCGUUCAUCCACCUCCUCCUCCUCCACCAUCAGCAUAG